AUGGCGGGCAUGUCUACAUUCUAUUUUUUCUCUACUGGAAUAGCCAUAUUGUCAGGUGUGGCAUGCAUUUUCCGUUCCUGGCGGAAACUUUACGUUGCCUCCUCUAUUCCUUCCAUUCUAUUCCUUGUCAUUGUGCUUCCUUUUAUCUCUGAGUCCCCUCGAUGGUACCUUGUUCGUGGGAGAAUCAAUGACGCAAUGAAACUAAUGAGCACGAUUGCUAAAUCGAAUGGAAAUCACCUUCCUGAUGGACUUAUCCUGGCCCUUGAUGAAGAAGCAAAUAACAGUGCAAGCAAUGAUGACCAGAGCUGCAAGGAAAAGCCUGCAACAAAAGAAGCAAUAACAGGUUCUCUAAUUGAUGUAAUCCGCUCACCACUCACCCGUAUCCGUUUGUUCUUAGCUGUGGCAAUUAACUUCUUGUGCUCCGUUGUUUAUUAUGGGAUUAGCCUAAACGUUGUGAAUCUUGAAACCAACCUUUACCUAAAUGUGCUGCUUAAUGCUGUAGCUGAAAUGCCAGCAUUCACUAUAACAGCUCUUCUAUUGAGCAAGUUUGGGAGGAAACCAUUGGCAAUUGCAACACAAUGGUUCAGUGGACUCUUCUGUUUCAUAGGAAGUUUGAUGGGAAACGCUGGGAUAUGGAAAAUCAUAAAAAUGAUUUGUGGGAUUUUGGGUAUUUUCGGGAUGGCUGGGACAUAUAAUUUACUGUUCAUAUACACAGCAGAGUUGUUUCCUACGGUAGUGAGAAAUGCAGCUCUUGGCAGUGCAACACAGGCAGCGCAAAUGGGGGCAAUACUGGCACCAUUUGUGGUGGUUUUGGGGGGUGCGUUACCAUUUGCGGUGUUUGCAUUUUGCGGAAUUAUGGGAGGAUUGCUUGCAUUUUACUUGCCGGAGACAUUAAAUCGGCCAUUGUAUGACACAAUGACUGGAAUGGAGGAUGGAGAAAGUGGUUGUAGAAGCGUUUGA
Molecule: messenger RNA, 960 nt
Organism: Hevea brasiliensis (rubber tree)
Lineage: Eukaryota; Viridiplantae; Streptophyta; Magnoliopsida; Malpighiales; Euphorbiaceae
Product: organic cation/carnitine transporter 4
Exons: 1
Coding region: 1-960 (319 amino acids)
Biological process (GO): transmembrane transport
Cellular component (GO): membrane
Molecular function (GO): transmembrane transporter activity
Source: RefSeq, a predicted model, not a curated record